GACUGAAGAUGUGAAGGUGAUAAAACUUCCUUUAUUUGGUUUUGAAGCUGCUGUGAUCUGAUUGGUCGGCCCAGCACGUUGUGGGCGGGGUUUACUCUGUGGAUGCAGUGCAUUAUGAAGGCAAUGACAGCAUGGACUCGCGCUGCUUGGGGAGAGAAAUGCUCCACAAUCCAGAGGGGGAACUUUUAACUGAAGCGGGGACACCAGCCUAACGCUCACAUGGAUACUAAACCGGGUCGACAAGUAUUUUAAUAUCGAUAUCUUUCAGCAACGUCGUGACUUUGUUUUUACUCGGUCAGAAAAAAGUGUGGUAUCCUUUUAUGGGCUCAAAACGAAAAUGAAUUGACUGGACAGGUGCGUGGACAGGUUAAUUAAUAACUGCGCUUCGUUUUGACGUCAUUAUUGCUUUCAAAUUGGUAAUAUUAGUUGAUUUAAAAUGGAGCAAAAACAUUGUUAUUCGUGUGGAAGUGAGUCGUCGUCGUCGUCCGGUUCAAACACCUUGUCCGAGGGGGAAGAAAUGUCGCCUGUGGUGCACAUCAAAGUUUCUGCAGAUGAUGGACACAAUUCGGACUCGGAAAGUGUCCUCGAGGAAGAAGACAACGACACUCCGACAAUGGAUGAAGAAAGUGAAGACGAAGACGAAAAGUUGGACGACAUCCACUACCCUCCCUCCACAUACCUCAGGAAGUCCAGUGACCCAGAGUUGUCUCAUGGAUUCAAUUCUGCUCUCAAAUUUAAACUACACCUCAAUGAGGAUGGAAAAUACCUUCGAAGGAGGAGCCUAGGGGGUGGCCUCACAGGGAAGUACCUCCUGCUGCCCACCGCUCCCCAGCAGACACACACCGCAUCGGAGACCUCUAACCUGGUUCGCAUGUGUUCCCUGUACCUCGGGAAGUCAGACCCCUCCCUCACCUCCAGCCUGAAAGAGCUGAGUCUUCCACGAAGAGGCAGUUUCUGCAGAACGAGCAACAGAAAAAGCCUGAUAGGAAGCGGUCAGUCUACAGGUUUACCCCGACCUCACUCGCCUCUCUCGUCUCUAACGGGAACAAGCCCACAAGACAGUCCCAGAAAUUUCUCUCCUAGUGCCUCGGCUCAUUUCUCCUUUGCACGAAGUCAUUGCCACAGAGCAGACAGGACUGAUGGUCGCCGCUGGUCGCUGGCCUCCCUUCCCUCCUCUGGAUAUGGAACCAACACGCCCAGCUCCACCGUCUCUUCAUCCUGUUCAUCACAGGAGAAGCUGCACCAGCUGCCCUUCCAGCCUACGCCUGAUGAACUGCACUUCCUCUCUAAGCAUUUCUGCACAGAGAGCAUCUCUGGGGAUGAGUGCCGCAGAGCCUCGGCUCAGAUGCGACCGCGAUCACGCAGUCUCAGCCCUGGAAGAUCUCCUUCAUGCUACGACCAUGAGAUUAUCAUGAUGAACCACGUCUACAAGGAGCGAUUUCCCAGAGCCACCGCUCAGAUGGAGGAAAGGAUUCAAGACAUCAUCCGAAGCAACUCUCCAGAGAGCGUCCUCCCUUUGGCAGAUGGUGUGCUCGGCUUUGCCCACCACCAGAUCAUUGAGCUGGCCCGUGAUUGUCUGGAGAAGAGCCGGCAAGGACUCAUCACCUCCAGCUACUUCUGCGAGCUCACUGACAAGCUGGAGAGGCUGGUUCAGGAGUCAACAGAGAGAUCGGAGAGUGACGAGGUAAACUUCAUCAAAGAGCUGGUGAAGAAGAUCCUCAUCAUCAUAGCCCGACCUGCUCGACUGCUGGAAUGUCUGGAAUUUGACCCGGAGGAAUUUUAUCACCUUUUGGAGGCUGCUGAAGGACACGCUAAAGAGGGCCAGGGCAUCAAAACAGACAUCCCACGUUACAUCAUCAGCCAGCUGGGACUCACAAGAGAUCCUCUGGAAGAAAUAGCUCAGCUGACCAGCUGUGACAGCGGGAUUGCAGAAACACCAGAAACAGACGAUUCUUCUCAGAGCCUCAGCACAGCCCUGCGGUGUCGGCGUAAACCCUGUGAACUAGACUUUGAGAUGAAAAAACUCAUCAGCAAUGGUGCCUAUGGAGCUGUUUAUCUGGUUCGUCACAAGGAAACGAAGCAGCGGUUUGCCAUGAAGAAGAUCAACAAGCAGAACCUGAUUUUGAGGAAUCAGAUACAACAGGCCUUUGUGGAGCGAGACAUCCUUACCUUUGCAGAGAACCCUUUUGUGGUGUCCAUGUACUGCUCCUUUGAGACCCGGCGGCACCUGUGCAUGGUCAUGGAGUACGUUGAAGGUGGAGACUGUGCCACUCUUCUGAAGAACAUGGGUCCUCUGCCUGUGGAUAUGGCCAGGAUGUAUUUUGCAGAGACGGUGCUGGCACUGGAGUAUCUCCACAACUAUGGCAUCGUCCACAGAGACCUCAAACCAGACAAUUUGCUGGUCACAUCAAUGGGACACAUUAAACUGACAGAUUUUGGGUUGUCCAAAGUCGGGCUGAUGAGCAUGACCACUAACCUGUAUGAGGGACAUAUAGAGAAAGACGCCAGGGAGUUCUCUGAUAAGCAGGUCUGUGGAACGCCUGAGUAUAUUGCACCAGAGGUGAUCCUGAGACAGGGCUAUGGGAAGCCGGUGGACUGGUGGGCGAUGGGCAUCAUCCUCUACGAGUUCCUGGUGGGCUGCGUGCCUUUCUUUGGAGACACACCGGAGGCGCUGUUCGGACAGGUCAUCAGUGAUGAGAUCAACUGGCCUGAGGGAGACGAUGCCCCCCCGCCUGACUCUCAGGAGCUCAUCACCUUGCUCCUCCGACAGAACCCUCUGGACCGGAUGGGUGCAGGUGGAGCUGCAGAAGUAAAGCAGAAUAAGUUUUUCAGUGACCUGGACUGGAACAGCCUGCUGAGGCAGAAGGCAGAGUUUAUUCCUCAGCUGGAGUCUGAGGAUGACACCAGCUACUUCGACACUCGCUCUGAGAGGUACCAUCACCUAGAGACAGAAGAGGACGAUACAAACGAUGAAGACUUCAAUGUGGAGCUGCGGCAGUUCUCCUCUUGUUCGCACCGAUUCUCCAAGGUUUACAGCAGCCUGGAUUUGUCCCGUGGGCUCCUGGAGGAGAAGGGAGAGACGGAGGGGAAGAAGAGUGAGAGCCCACUGACUGUCGACUCUCUCAGCUGGACACCAGAUUUUGCUGAAAUGUCCUCACUCUCCCACUCCACAGACACCGACAGUCUGAAUCCGGGUCUUCGCCCCAACGUGUUGCCAAAGUUUGCCAUCUCAGCAGAGAGUGAAGCAGACGAGACCUCCGGCCUCGGUGACCCCAGCAAGACCUCCAUCUCCAUCGGAGAGCUCCCGCAGGACGAGCCGGACGCUACCACUCCAGGCAGCACUCACAGUGGAGCCACGCUCUCUGGAAGUUUCUCAGAACAUCUGGACCAGUUGACCCCCAGAGGUGAGGGGUUGCAGAGCCCCGACAGUACCAGCCAUGCCUCCACAGACCAUGGGCCUCAGAACAACUCUCUGCGGCCUGAGAGCGCUGCAGAGAAGACCGGCGCUGUGGCAAAAGUCCCAAAGUCUGUCUCAACCGGUGCCCUUUCCCUCAUGAUCCCCGGGGAUACCUUCGGGGUCUCUCCUCUGGCCAGCCCCCUCUCCCCGUACUCCCUCUCCUCAGACCCUUCCUCCAGAGACUCCUCUCCAAGCCGAGAAACCUCCCACCUUACGGCCAACCCGCGGCAGCCCGUCGUCAUCCACAGCUCAGGGAAGAAGUUCGGCUUCACGCUGAGGGCCAUUCGGGUGUAUUCUUGUGACGGGGACAUCUACACUGUCUACCACAUGGUCUGGAAUGUAGAAGAUGGCGGGUCUGCACAUAAAGCAGGACUCAAAGCUGGAGACCUCAUCACUCAUGUGAACGGAGAACCAGUUCACGGCCUCGUCCACACUGAAGUGGUGGAGCUCCUGCUCAAGAGUGGUAGCAAAGUGACCAUCUCCACUACCCCCUUUGAAAAUACUUCAAUAAAAACUGGUCCAGCCCAGAGGAACAGCUACAGGAGCAAAAUGGUGAGAUGUUCCAAGAAGCCCAAGAAGGAGAAGACACCAGAAAGGCGCCGCUCCCUCUUCAGGCGUUUUGCCAUGCAGCCCUCUCCUCUGCUGCACACAAGCCGCAGUUUCACCUCCCUCAACCACUCUCUGUCAUCUGGUGGCAACUCCUCCCAGAGCAGCUCUCCCAGCUCCAGCGCUCCGAACUCCCCCGCAGGGUCUGGGCACAUCCGUCCCAGCACCCUCCACGGCCUCGGCCCCAAACUCCCGGUUCAAAGGCUUCGUCAGGGGCGCCGCAAGUCAGCCGGCAGCAUCCCCCUUUCCCCUUUGGCUCGCACACCUUCACCUACACCUCAACCAACAUCCCCUCAGCGCUCUCCCUCUCCCCUCCUCACUGGUCACCCUGUUGCCAUUUCCAAAUCAAACCAAGCCUUCCCAGCCAAGAUACAUUCCCCACCCACAAUUGUACGACAUAUUGUGCGGCCAAAAAGUGCAGAGCCGCCUCGCUCUCCGCUGCUAAAACGUGUCCAGUCCGAGGAGAAGCUAUCCCCCUCUUACUCAGGAGAUAAGAAGCAUCUAUGCCCCAGAAAACACAGCCUGGAGGUGACCCAAGAGGAGGUGCCGGAUGAGGAGCUGAGGCCCGGGGAGAGGGAUUACACCGUCCUGCAGAGUGUGGAGGAAACAGCCAGUGAGCCUCUGUCUAGCACCCGUGUUCGACCUGUGGAGCAGGGCUGCUUAAAGAGGCCCGCCGGCCGCAAGGUGGGUCGGCAGGAGUCUCUUGAAGAGCUCGACAAGGAGAAGCUGAAGUCCAAGAUGGUUGCAAAGAGACAGGAUUGGUCAGAAAGGAGGGAGUCUCUUCAGAAGCAGGACGCUCUGUGUGAUUCUGACUCAUCCCAGUGGUGCAGUGAUGACAGGGAGGAGAGUUUUUUGGUCCGAGGCCACAACAAAACCCAGAGCAGCCCGGACUCUGGCCCUCUGGAGGUCAAAGCUGCUAGUACAACCUUAAAAGAUGUGCUGUAUAAAAAACUCAACACACGUGUCUCUGAGGGCCACGCUGAAACAUCCAACGGCUGUGGUGAAACUGACGGAGGACACAGAUCAGCUCUCUGCGAGUGGCAGCAUCCCAGGCAGGGUAAAGACAACAUGAAGCCGGACCGACUGGACUUCAAAGCUCCCAACAUGGAGUUCACCAGGAAGAGGCUGUCGUUUGAGGACAGAGAGGACUGCAUGUGUCGGUUGUCCUCCGGCCUCCAUGAGAACCUGCACUUUGGCUCCACCAGGUCCAAGAGCCUCCAGCUGGACACGGCCAUGUGUCAUGAACACAUGAAGGGACUAGGAAGCGUCCACUCCAGCCCUGAAUGCCUGUCCCCUAAGCUUUUCUCCGGCAGAGGGGAGAGCGCUGUGGAAAAGCUCCAGCUCAUCUCGGCAGAGUCUCCACUUCGAAAGACAUCGUCUGAAUACAAACUUGAAGGACGCCACGUCUCCUCUCUCAAACCUCUGGAGGGCACUCUGGAUAUCGGGCUGCUCUCAGGGCCCAGAGUCUCAAAAACAGAAAACUGUUUAUCCAAGAUGGCGGAGAACUCAAGCGAGACUGUUUCUUUGAGUCCAAUUUGGCUCCAGACCCCUGCAGAAAGACAAAUAAAAGUCCCCCAACUGAAAACUACUGAUAAGCUCAAGAGCCCCCUGGCUUGUUCCACAAGUCCUGAAGCUGUUUCUUCUCUAAAUAGCAUAGUCGCCUCCAAAGAUCAGUCAAAGAAGGCAGCCACAGAGGUGAGAAUCAGUGCAAGUUGUGAGAAAACACAGGAAAGAAACAGUGAACCACUUAAGGCUCAAACCAGCAAAAUGGAGGCCUCAAGUUUUCCUUUUAAACCAGAGAGCAAGACGGGUAUGAAGUCCAGUUUACCGCCUCAUGAACACAGAGGCCCUCGACACAGCUCCCACUUCUCCUCCUGUGGAAAAACACCCUCCAUACGGGAAGUCAGCAAUGAAGAUCAGGAGGAUGAAGCAGAGCAGGAGGAAGUCACACCACACACUACAUCACAACACACCGACAGCUCCAGGACACUGCUCCCUUUGACUUCAGCAAAGCCGGAGGAAGACAUCAAAAAGACUCCGGCCAGUGAACUGUUACCUGUGUCGCUGAAGCAGAGUAUAAACUGUGGUUUGGAUACAGGUCAGCGUCAGAGCUGCGAGAAAAACACACCUAUUGCGCAGAGCUCAAACAUGACCUCUGUGUCUGAGGUGAAUGUACAGAACAGCUCUCGCCUCCCAGAGAAUGUGCUUUCACAACGGCAGCCAUUGAACAUCUGCUUUUCAAAUAGAGAAGCGCCGGUUUCUAUCACAACAUCUGGUUCUGUGAAGGACGAUAAAACGUGCAGUUCUAAAUCAGAAGGUCAGGACUGCAAGGGAAGAUCUGUGAGCCAGGACGGUUUCCAAUAUAACAGAUCAGCUGUUAAAGAGCUUGGGGAGAAAGGCACUUCAGGUUUGAAUAAGGUCAACACAUGCGUUGGAGUUGCAAAAGUGGAGGUAAACCCAAAAGUGGAGCAGAAGAGAGAAGUUAGUACAGUAACUGCAGUCCCCUCAUUAAAUAAUGUUACAAAGAGUGUUAAUAAAAAGGAUAACACUGUUGGUGCUGUAGAGAGUAGUAGCAUGUUGCUGCAGAAAAAAGAGAAUCCCAUUUCACCAAAGAAUAAAGGCAAUGUGAAAGAUUUAGAACCACCAUCCAAAAGCUGUCCGGCUGAAAGAGCACAACACAAAUCAUCAGAUUCGGAAAACUGCACCUCUAAAAGAGAAGAAACGGUUAUCGGUGUAAAAGAAAACGCCACAAAACUAAAAUCCCCGGCAACUGCAAAUGAAAAUGUUUUGAUUCCCAAGAGUAAGUCCAGGCCUGACCCGCAGCCUGCACCGCACGCCGCUGUGAAGACGGACACAAAAACACUGGAAGUGAAACAUCACAGCACAGCUCCUCCUGCUCCAGCAGUCAGGGCCAGUCAAAACUCAAAACAGAGAGAUCUGUCUAAAGAAUCUGCGCUCUCCACUUCAAACCAUCAAGUAACUCACAAACAGAAAGAAGCCGCGGUGCCAAGCAAGCAGGAAGAAUCGGUGCAGCUGUCUCCAACUGUUGUUGAGGUGAAGCAAAAAGAAACCCAGCCCAAAAGCUCUGCAGCAAAAGAGAUCUCAGAAUCAAAGCCAAAAUCUCCCCCUUCUAAAACUCUCCCUUCAUUGUUAGCUCUAAAGACCUCCGUAGCUCCACCGCCAGUUAUUAAACAAAGUCUUGAUGGCAAACACAAAGACCCCUCACCCAAAAAACAAGCUUCAGCCGUUAGACACCACCAUGGCGCCAAACCAAAAGAAGUAGCUUCCCCUCUUUCUCAGCUGCCGUCAGAAGUUCCCUCCCAGCCUGACCCACCAGCAGUGCUGCCCAAACCUGCAGUGAGGAAAGAAAUGCUGAUCAGUGGAGGCAGGGUCUCCAUCUGUGCCCCCCAGGAAAGUGCCAUCAAGGUAUCAAGAGAAGGCCCCAAGUCUGAAACGCUCAAACCGGACAGUCCUAAGGGCCCGGAUACCAGAAACACCACCCCUGAGAAACUGGGGCCCUCCAGCAAAAAGGAGCAGGCUGAGAGGAAGAAAAAAGAGACCGUUCAAGAGGUCCCGUCUGCGCCGAAAAACUCCAAAAGAGACGCAUCCCGAGCUGCUGCCUCGGACAGAGACACAGGCAGGAAGCAGCAGAAGGAGUCGCCACGUAAUUCUAAUAACAAGAAAUGAAAAGAGGGACGUUAAAAUAGCAGCCGCUUCAGAAAAUCUAGAUGUAAUAAAAAGUUAGAAAGAAGUUUGUGCGAACAUCAUCAUGCCUUCUUUACUUUGUUGAGGACCGGGCAAGCUGUUACACGUGGAUAGAGUGGUCGGUGUGUGUGUGUGUGUGUUUGAUAAGAACACACACGCACGUGGAUAGAGUGGUCGGUGUGUGUGUGUGUGUGUGUUUGAUAAGAACACACACACACGUGGAUAGAGUGGUCGGUGUGUGUGUGUUUGAUAAGAACACACACGUGUACAUGUCUCUAGGUCUGAAUGUAGGCAGUCAUUGCUGGUGAUUUCUGGUGUAAUACUUUUCACGUCAAGUUUUGUUUCUGCUUUGUGCAAUCAGUAUGUCGGGGGCAGCAGGGAAGAGCCUUAGAAAGGUCGUACUCUAAAGUCAGUGCCAUAAAUGAUUUUGAAUUGCACUCUUACUUCUAGACUCAGAUGAUCUGAGCUCUUUUAAUGCAGUAUACCACACCAUUUGCUCAGCAGUUGUAUCACGAUUGUUUCUGUUCGUAUAAUCCAAAUCUUUUCAUGUCUGGUUUUUGUGCAGUGGUACACAGAGGGGAAUGCACUAUAUCCUGUGCUUUUCACUUCAAAAAAAUACAGAAUCACCUCUUGGUUCUAGAAAUGAUAGAUUAGUGAAGAGGCCUUACAAUUAUGGGAAAUAAAAAACUUGCUGUUCUUAGCAAGGUGUGGUGUUAAUUCACAUUCCUCUGACGUGUGUACAUAUAUUUUUGAUUUGUAUGCAAUAUGAUGUAGAUAUGAUAACACUGUAAAACUGGGAUUCAUGGGCUUAACAUGAUUGUGGUUUGUAUUAUAUGUAUAGAUUUUGCUGUGUCAUUUGUUUGUAUGCUCGAUAUUAGAGUAUCUGCUCGAUAACUCUUUGGUCUAAAGUAAGCUACUGUGAUGUAUCUUGUCAAAGGCAUCCUUUUCUCUGUGACAUGUUUCCACAUGUUCCAAAAUUAACUUGAGGAUCGAGAAGAAAAGUCAUGAGGGGGUUACUGAGCUAUUUCAAAAAAUGUAGCAUUAUAAAAGAAAACUGUGAGGGCUGUCAGCUUUUCCCAAGAAUGUCUUUAAUGUUGAUGAAGUGUUUGCUGGCUGGCUAAGGUUUAAAACGUGUACAAAUAUGGAACAUUGUGUUUGAUUAAUGAGAUUAUCCAGAUAUUCUGUUUGCCAAUCAUUACUGCAGUAGGUUUCUGAAGGCGGUGGGCUUCAGCGGAGUGACAUUAAGAUAACUCUGGAGUCAGACACCAGUUCACACACAGAGCUUCAGCGUCAGGGUAUCGCAGGAUGUCAGUGUCCCGUUUCAGCCUCAGUGUUGUUAAAGUAGUGUGAGUGUUUUGAUGUUUCAAAGGACUCUAUAAUGAGCAGCAUCUGGCUUCACCUGGGUAACGGUAUCAUAAGAGGAAUCCUGAUUAUUGCAUAGUUCAUGUCCACAACAGUCAUUUGAUGUUAAAUACUUGGUACUUUGAUACAUACAGGCUGUCAUUUAUUCACAAUCACUUUCUUACAUUUACAUACACACCUAAACAUUUUUUUAUACUUUAGACGCCUUUAAAUUGUAAACACUAAAUAAGAAUAUGAAGGUAGCCUAGGACACUAAAGUGUGUUAUGCUUUAUUUGCUCUGUUGUGCAGGCUAUGUAAAGAAUAAUUAUCCUCUCUACUUCAAAUACUACGAGUCAAACAUGUCACAGAAUAUACUUUUAUGUACUACACUGAGUUAACCUGAAACACGAGAGAUCGGUUGAAGAGAUUUUAAUGUUAAACGGGUCUGAUGCUACGUGCAUUAGAUAUUGUUAAUGUAUUUCUCAUGUGAUGUGAGAGAACAAAUGCACCUUAAUGUUUGCCAAUAUUCAGUUCAAAGGGUGAGAAGCAAAGUGAAAUUAGAGCUGAACAUGGUUUAUGAAUUCCCCUCUCGUCCUCACUUCAGAUUUCAAAUAAAUCACUGAAUUUUAUUUGUUUCUUCCCCCACUCUUUUUCCUGUGACGACUGAAAUUAAAACCCUCAAAGCACAUUCAAUGUUUGUUUACAAAGCAUCAUGGAUGUAUAUUUUGUAUAUUGUUGAUUUGCCAAAUGUGUGUUCUGUGUCAGAGAUAAUGUUGUCUAUAGUAGUGUGAGACUUUGCUCCCCUGCCACCAGGAAGUGUAAUAAGAACAUUUGUUUGUGCUGUAAUCAAUGUAUUUUCAUGUCAGGUUCUUCUCUUCUCUGCUUGUCUUUUCCGUUUCCUUUUUUUCUUCUUCUUCCCCCUGUACUAGUAUUAGAUAAACUUGCUUACGAUGGUUUGUCUUUUAGAAAUAUGUGCAAUAAAAGUGUUUUGAGUUUUGUAUUUUGCCCAAGGAAAGCUCUAUGGAUGUCAUAGAUGUUGUAUAUUAAAACAGAUAUUUAUACUUCUAAUGUUGCGUAAUACUGAAAAUAAAAUGGGAAUUAUACAUUAA
This is a messenger RNA of Trematomus bernacchii (emerald rockcod), 10219 nucleotides long. RefSeq names its product microtubule associated serine/threonine kinase family member 4 (gene mast4). The record is from RefSeq and is a predicted model, not a curated record. The transcript is spliced from 30 exons. Gene Ontology annotation, biological process: intracellular signal transduction; peptidyl-serine phosphorylation. Gene Ontology annotation, molecular function: ATP binding; magnesium ion binding; protein serine/threonine kinase activity. The coding region runs from base 437 to 7750 and encodes 2437 amino acids. Lineage: Eukaryota; Metazoa; Chordata; Actinopteri; Perciformes; Nototheniidae.